GUUAUGUUGUCUAUAUUUAGGUAAAAUGUAAUUAGUAACAUAAAAUAAUAGUGAUAGUGAUUGAAAACCGAAGAUGACCACAUCACCCACUAGGACCAAACAAAAAUUAUCACUGCGAAAGCGACUGUUCGUGAAAAAAUCGCCGAAAGUUGGAUGCUAUGUGGAUACUGAUUCCAAUGAAGAACUCAGUCAAACCACAUCUCGGCCUAUGUCUCCUGCUGAUCCAUUUUUAGCCCAAAGUGUUCAAAACUCAGAGCUAAAUACAGAACAAUCGAAUCAUGUCAAUUCGAGCUCGGAACGUGUCAGUGCCAAUUCCCAUCAACAUAUCGAUCAGAGCUCGAAUGAGGACGAAAAAAACGCUAAAUGCUGCAAAACCUUCUUCAGAAGGUCCCGACCGAAGAGUUUAUUCGAGGGCCAGUCGUCAAAAGAAGAAUCUUCGGGUCAUUUAAGUCCAGCGAAUGAUUCAAGCAACAGUUUGAGUGACAACACAGCGAAUAACUCUCAUUCGAAAUCCAACGACAUACCUAAAGUAACAGUGAAUUUUCCUAAGAGUGAGGAGACGAAAAAGUAUUUCGAACAUUCUGGUUCUUUUGAGGGUAUAAAGCCCAAAAGUAAGUUGUUUGUAAAAAGACUGUCGGCUGAUCAUUUGAUAUCUACUGAAACAAAACCUCUGUUUCGUUCCUCAUCUCCUGAAAGUGAUAGAAGCAGCUCAUUAGAUCGUAAAAGAAGGGCGCAAUCAACAAUUACACGAUCUAUUUCAAGGGCUGGGAGCACAGAUAGCUUGGUCCGUAACUCGCUGCUUGCCGCACAGGUUCUACGACUCAUACCCACACAAGAGGCUAGGCAGAGGAAUUAUUUAUAUGGAAGACUAGCGUCACACUCACUGCUGGGGGCUGCGGAGUUAGAACAUGUGUUUCCAGAAAGAGAAGUUAAAAUAUUUGUUGGUACAUGGAACAUGAACGGCCAAGCUCCACCAAAGGAGCUGGCAGAUUUUAUAUUCCCAAAUGAAGUGAAGCAUGUACCAGACAUAUUUGCUAUAGGCACUCAGGAGUCUUACUCCGAGAGAAUGGAAUGGGAGAUUACUAUACAAGAAGUACUGGGACCUUCACAUCUUUUGUUACAUUCUCAUUACUUAGGUACAAUUCACCUCACAAUAUUCAUAAGAAGAGACCUGAUAUGGUUUUGCUCGCUCCCCGAAGACGCUAGUCUGUCCGUGCGACCCGGGACGGCCUUUAGAACGAAAGGGGCCGUAGCUAUAUCCUUCGCAUUAUUCGGUUCUACGUUUCUUUUCGUGACGGCUCAUCUCACUGCCCAUCAGGAGAAAGUCAAAGAACGAUUGUCUGAUAUCAAAAGAAUUAUACGGUCAAUAGACUUGCCAAAGAAUUUACCUUGUAGACAUAGGAGUAAAGAUGUGACGAGUAACUUCGACUAUGUGUUCUGGUGUGGUGACCUAAACUUCAGACUGGGGGAGCCGCGAGCCGCCGUCAUGAGGUGGAUAGAACAGACGCAGUUCCCCCUGCCCCCGCACCUGCCACACGGGCUGCUGCACACGGACCAGCUGACCGCCGUGCUGGAGGACGGCGCCGCCUUCCGCGACUUCCGUGAGGCGCCCGUCACCUUCCCCCCCACUUAUAAGUACGACCCGGGCAGCCAGCAGUUCGACACGUCUAGCAAGCAGCGCGCGCCCGCCUACACCGACCGCAUACUGUACAAGGCGCGAGGCAUGACGUCCAACAACUCCGCCUUUUCAGGUCUACGUCGUCUGAGCGCGGCGCCCAUGACGGUGGGCGCGGUGCUGCGCUGCCUGGCGUACAACUCGGUGCAGUCCGUGGUCACGAGCGACCACAAACCCGUGUGGGCGCUGUUCUCCGCGCCGCUGCGCCCGGGGACUGACGUUGUGCCCCUUGCAGCUGGUCUGUUCAACCGCGAAGUAUACUUAGAAGGUAUAAAACGCCGAAGAGCGCUACUCGACCACGCCCCAGGUACAUCCGCCAUUUGUUCGAUACAGUAGCUUUUGCCGCCAAAAUAUAUUAUGUUAUAAUAAAAAGUAUAAAUAAGUACUUACCUCGAUUCUACUAAAUUAUGCAUUCAUGCAGAGUUGUUACUUGUUUGAUCCAAUUUACGAUCAAACACCAAGAAAAGUUUUCACAAAUGAGAAUAGUACUAGUUUGUAGUUGAUAGCAAAUGUUCUGGAUGAAAUAAAGAACGAAGCUGCAAAAACGAGGUACUAUAGUCAAAGAUUUAAACCAAUAGAUACAUCAAUGCGAAUUGCACUAGUCAAUUAACCUAUCAAUCCCCAAGCGGCACCCGGCUGACGCAUAAC
This is a messenger RNA of Aricia agestis (brown argus), 2323 nucleotides long. It is a transcript of the gene INPP5E, whose product is annotated as inositol polyphosphate 5-phosphatase E. NCBI's taxonomy places the organism in Eukaryota, Metazoa, Arthropoda, Insecta, Lepidoptera, Lycaenidae. The coding region runs from base 74 to 2011 and encodes 645 amino acids. The record is from RefSeq and is a predicted model, not a curated record. Gene Ontology annotation, biological process: phosphatidylinositol dephosphorylation. The transcript has 10 exons. Gene Ontology annotation, molecular function: phosphatase activity.